AUGCCCUCUGCGACCGCAACUGGUGCCGACAGGCCCAGUGGUGCCCAUUCUCGCCAGCACAACCAGGGAAACCAAGAUAGGAAAUACACCCCAGAGCAAAAAGCGGCAGUACUAAGAGUGCGGAAAUGCUCUGCUACAGCGUUUUAUGAGAUUCUCGCAGUCGAGAAAACCGCGACAGAUGGAGAGAUUAAGAAGGCUUAUCGGAAGCUCAGCUUGUUGACCCACCCAGACAAGAACGGCUACGAGGGUGCAGACGAAGCAUUCAAGAUGGUAUCGAGGGCAUUCCAGAUAUUAUCUGAUGCAGACAAGAAAGCCAAAUAUGACAGAUUUGGCGGAGACCCAGACAACAGAUUCAACGCUGGAGCGUCGACAUCUUCACCUUUCGGUGGCUUUGGAGGCUUCCAACCACAUCCCGGACGGCAAUAUGCUUAUGAGGAGGAGAUUUCUCCGGAGGAACUCUUUAAUAGAUUCUUCGGCGGAGCUGCAGGCGGAGGAUUCGGACCGUUCGGUAUAGUUUCUCAAGCUUCUAAUGGACACUUUGGCAAUGUUCGAACUUUAUCACUAACAAAUACCGCAGGAGGUGGCAUAUUUGAUGGUGGUCCCCAGUUUGUCUUUAGCAUGGGAGGCGGCCCCGGUUUUCGUGUACAUCAAUUCGGAGGGAAUCGACCACGAAGACGCCCGAGAGAUACGAAUGAGCCAGAUCCCUCCCAGACGCCUCCAGGAGUUGCAUCUCUCACACAAUUUCUCCCUCUCCUCCUACUAUUUAUCCUACCCUUCCUGUCCAACCUGUUUAGCAGCACUUCGCCUUCAACGCCAUCUUUCAAACUCCACACCCCAGAUCCACCACAUACGCUCCAACGAAUGACCCCGAAACUCAAACUCAAAUACUUCCUCAACCCAACAGAUAUUGAAGACUACAGCCCGCGCAAACUCCACCAGCUAGAUCAGAGAAUUGAGGUUGACUACGUAGCCAACCUACGCCGUGAGUGCCAGAGUGAGAUAAAUUACCGCGAUCGCCUGGUUCAAGAUGCUCAAGGGUGGUUUUUCCCAGACGUUGAGAAGAUGAGAGAGGCACAAGAUCUAGAGCUCAAGAGUUGUGCAAAACUAAAGGCACUCAGUAGCUGA
Messenger RNA from Trichophyton benhamiae CBS 112371, 1125 nucleotides. RefSeq lists its product as uncharacterized. Gene Ontology annotation, biological process: cellular response to misfolded protein. The record is from RefSeq and is a predicted model, not a curated record. Gene Ontology annotation, molecular function: Hsp70 protein binding. NCBI's taxonomy places the organism in Eukaryota, Fungi, Ascomycota, Eurotiomycetes, Onygenales, Arthrodermataceae. Bases 1 to 1125 code for a protein of 374 amino acids. The transcript is spliced from 2 exons. Gene Ontology annotation, cellular component: endoplasmic reticulum membrane.